Molecule: messenger RNA, 969 nt
Organism: Podospora bellae-mahoneyi
Lineage: Eukaryota; Fungi; Ascomycota; Sordariomycetes; Sordariales; Podosporaceae
Exons: 3
Coding region: 1-969 (322 amino acids)
Source: RefSeq, a predicted model, not a curated record
AUGCGGGAGAUGGAGUUUGCAGGUUUGCAACCCCAGAAGCUAGCGCCAGCCGGCCGGCCAAUCACAGUGGGGCUGUAUGACCGAGAAUGGAAGUGGAGCUCGAGCUAUCCACAGCUUAGCAGGUGCCAGCGAAUGGCAGCCCCGGUCAGGCCAGACCCCCAGGUUCAAGUGCUGCCAAGUGCUGCCGCUGACCGCCCCUUUCCCAUUGGUGCAUUCGCCAGGAGCCCCAAUUGCCCUCAAAACACCGCUGACAAGGCGAGUGGAACGGCCCCCGAGGACGUUUUUGAGAGGAAGGCGACGGAUGCCACAACACACCGUUCGACACCAUCUGCCAGACAUUUCUCCAACCGAGCCCGCUCAAUCUCCUGCUGGGAAGGGGUCACGGGUCCUUUUUGCUUCAACACCAAGCUCUAUUCACCUCGGUAUUCACAAGCAUCGUCAGUCGACCAUUCUAAUCAACCAGCACACAUCAUGGCUUCUCUAACAGAUAACAACAACAACAAGCCAGGCUUGACCGUCGAGACGACGUCAAUGUCCCGGCUGUCUACCAAGACUUCUCAAGAGACACUCACACCCGAACCAUUCCCAACACUGACCGAGAAGGACACGUCAGCGUCGCGACUCUCGGACUUAUCUACACCAGCUACCACUCACCGAUUAAACCCCUUCGACACCGAUAUCGAGGCCAUGAUCACCAACGAGAACAGCCACAAGAGAUCAGCCGAGUGCACAAAGGGAGGAACCGAUUGCCAAGUUUGGCCCGGGCAAGAUCACUGGAAGCGAAAAGCCAAGGCCGCCAAAAAGAAUCGGCGCGCCUGCAACUGCCUCGCCGGCCUCAGCAAACGGAACCGAAUUCUCGUCAAGAUCCUACUCAUCUUCCUCAUUGUCGGCAUUGCAGUCGGUGUAGGAUUUGGAGUCAGCAAGCCUCUCGGCGCGGGCAUCUGGCGCAGCGAGACCCAGAAUAGCUAA